AUGGUUUUACUUCGACAGGGCAUGCAACAUGUUCGAAAUUACUAUAACUCCGAAGCUCAAAUGAUAAGAAACAACUUUUCACGGUCGACGUUCAUCUCACAAACAUACAAAAGCAGUUUCUUGAAGCAAAGAUCAAAGGCAGAGAACAAAUUACUAGCAGCCAAGAAACACAGUGAAGCAGAAAAGAGACGUAGAAUGCGAAUCAAUGGUCAAUAUGACACCCUCCGCGAUAUCCUCCCCAACUUGAUCAAAAAGGACAAGGCAUCAAUACUAGUGGAGACUAUCAAGCAAGUGAAGGAGUUGAAGAAAAAAGCAUCAAAACUAGAAGAAGAUAAUCAUGGUACCUCAAAGGAGGUCAAGUUUCCAAGUGGAGUAGACAAAUUGAGUUUGGAAAAGUGUAAUGAUAAGGAGGGUUUAGUGAAAGCUACAUUAAGUUGUGAGGAUAGACCAGGAUUAAUGUCUUCUAUAGCAAGAGCAUUAGGGUCAAUGAAAGCCAAAGUUGUAAAAGUUGAGAUGGUGACAGUAGGUGGAAGAAACAGAAGUGUGUUAUGGGUGCAAGGUAUUGAAAAUGAAGGUUUGGGGAUGCUUAAGAGUACUUUAAAAGUUGUCAUGCAUAAGCCAAGCUCUAAGAUGAGACGGUUUACUCAAUAAGUGUUUUUUGUUAUAGGAUUCACUUAAUUCUGACUUAUGUUGGUAAAGUGCUGACUAAAGAACUAUAACAUGUAAAAGCUAAUUACAUGUUUUCUUUCUAGGUUUAAGGAACACAUAAUAAUAACUUUAGGGGAACUUUGUAGAACUGAGACUCCACCAUAAGGCUUGUUUACUUUUGCAAGAAACAUUCAGCUCUUAGUUUGUAUAUGAAUAUCAUAUCCAACUCUUUAAAUGAAG
This is a messenger RNA of Trifolium pratense (red clover), 888 nucleotides long. RefSeq names its product transcription factor bHLH131-like. Gene Ontology annotation, molecular function: protein dimerization activity; DNA-binding transcription factor activity. The coding region runs from base 1 to 651 and encodes 216 amino acids. The record is from RefSeq and is a predicted model, not a curated record. The transcript has 3 exons. NCBI's taxonomy places the organism in Eukaryota, Viridiplantae, Streptophyta, Magnoliopsida, Fabales, Fabaceae. Gene Ontology annotation, biological process: regulation of DNA-templated transcription.